Messenger RNA from Leptosia nina, 1269 nucleotides. NCBI's taxonomy places the organism in Eukaryota, Metazoa, Arthropoda, Insecta, Lepidoptera, Pieridae. The record is from the annotation of a GenBank genome assembly.
AUGGCGACUAACGGCAAGGCGCGAAGGAAAGAUGAGCAUUUAAUUUCAAUACAAGUGAAUAAGAGAGCCCAGGGCUUGGUGGCUCGAAUGGCGAGGGCCUAUCUGAAAGCGGUUAAAGAAAGCCAAGAGAAUGUAACUGUGCCUGCCGUACAAAGAAGGGGCUUUCCGAAACUGGAGUCAUUGGAAAGAGUAGUUCAGAUACCUAUAGUGGAAUCCGGUAUUGGUGUUACAGAAAAGAUAUAUACAAGAAUACGCGAAUCCAACCGCCUUAUCCGCUGGUAUUUUACUCUCGGAGAAAAGUCCUUGGACAUAGGUUUCCAGCUAGCAUUGCCUGCUGUCCACCUCCUGGAGACGCCUAUUCAUCAGCUCGAUAAACUUCUCUGUAAAAGCUUAGAUGUAGUGGAGAAACAAGUGCCUUCGAUAUACCUUCCACCACAAGCAAUUUAUUCAGAGACGAGGCGAUUUGUACUCCGACGCGCAGAUUCCGUUAAGUAUCUCGGCACAGCUGUUCUCGACUCCAGGGUGACAGCGGUAACUGCUACAGCUCUGGACCGCGCUUUGACCACAGCAGACAAGUAUAUGGACAUUUAUUUACCGCCCGACUCUCAGGACGCUGUUGAUGUGAUUAUCAUAGUUACAAGCCCAGAAGCAGUGGACAAAGGGGAAGGUUCAGGACGUGCGAGGGCUGAACAGGCACUGCAGCACGGAGCCAGAUUCGGAAGGAAACUGCAGAGGAGGCUCACACGACAGGCCUUAGCUGAAGCGAAAGCUAUAAAGGAACAAAUACACGUGCUUGUCUAUGUUGCUGAACUGGUGGCAACAGACCCCGCACUAGCUUGGAAAAAGGCAAAAGAGCUAUACGCAUCUCUAUCAAAACAAGAGCCAGAGAACCAAGCACGUCCAGCUACUCUUGAAGAAUUGGUAGUUCUCUUAGCACGGGAGACCGCCAGAAAGGUGGUACAUCUGAUCAAUUAUACUCACUCCGAUCUACCCAAAAAUGUCCGCCAAGGUUUAUCUGUGGUAACCAAUCAUUUGUCACUGGCUGCGGACUCGCUUCUAAAGACGCUGCCUGUGGAAAGUGCAAUCAGCGAAGUAAAAAGCCUACGCAGCAGACUAACAGCUCUUCUUCAACAAUUGCAGGAUUCCUCAAAAAUCUACCUCGAACAUCUGGCGAUGUUUUUGGCGGGAAAUGAGGAGCGCGAAAAAAUAACACCGCGCUCUGUGUUUCAACAACGAGACGACUUGGCGGCCAUUAAUGGUGUAAAUUAA